AUGGCUUUGACCUCAAAGACUGACAUAAACACACAGAUGUCUACCUUCACCGAACGCGAACAGAAGCUCAUGGCCGCUGCUUGUCAGUCCUUCGAGGGCGAGCCCAAGCUCGACAUGGACAAGUUUGCCCAACGCGCUGGCCUCACUGUCGGCUCUGCCCGCAACGCCUGGGCCGCUCUCAAGAAGAAGAUGAACGCUCAGGACGACACCGUCAUCAAGGGCUCUGCUACCGCAAAGACCCCUGGUACCAAGUCGGCCAAGAAACGCCCUCCUCCCGUCGUCCUGCCUGCCAAUGACAAUGGCUCCGAUGACGAGGAAGUCCCCACUCCCUCCAAGAAGCCCAAGACCCCCGCUACCAAGGGCAAGGGCAAAGGAAAGGUUACCAAGUCCGAGGAUGAUGAUGAUGAUGACUUUGUCAAGGUCAAGAAGGAGGUUGCCAACGAGGACUUCGAGGAGGUCUGA
Messenger RNA from Aureobasidium namibiae CBS 147.97, 462 nucleotides. RefSeq lists its product as uncharacterized. Lineage: Eukaryota; Fungi; Ascomycota; Dothideomycetes; Dothideales; Saccotheciaceae. The record is from RefSeq and is a predicted model, not a curated record. Bases 1 to 462 code for a protein of 153 amino acids. The transcript is spliced from 3 exons.